Molecule: messenger RNA, 879 nt
Organism: Nematostella vectensis (starlet sea anemone)
Lineage: Eukaryota; Metazoa; Cnidaria; Anthozoa; Actiniaria; Edwardsiidae
Product: 5-hydroxytryptamine receptor 4-like
Exons: 1
Coding region: 1-879 (292 amino acids)
Biological process (GO): G protein-coupled receptor signaling pathway
Cellular component (GO): membrane
Molecular function (GO): G protein-coupled receptor activity
Source: RefSeq, a predicted model, not a curated record
AUGGGGCGUACGACGUUUGCAACCAUCCCAACAGGGAGCAGUGAUAGCCACGAGUCCAGAAAAGCGCUUACCUGGUCUAUCAUCUUCCUCGCUGAAGGACUCUUAGCUAUCUUUCUGAACAUGCUGACACUUGUAGCAUUCGCGGUCAACACCAAUCUACGCAAGCGCAGUCUGUAUCUGUUGAUAAAUCUCUCAUUCGCUGACAUGUUGGUCGGUGUCGGCACGAUUGGAAUUUCAGUAACAAUGCUCACAACCCGCGAAAUGUACUAUUUUGAGCACCCCAACGAUGUUUUUAAGCCGGCAGAGAUGACCGACAUGGCUGCAACAGCUGCUUCAAUGUUGGGCCUUGCAUUAAUGUCUCUGGAGCGGAUGUACGCCGCACUGGCCCCCUUCAAGCACCGUGUCCUCCCCGUACGGGUCUACAUCAUUGGAAUAGUGUUACCCUGGUUUGGUUCGGUGUCAGCGUUAGUGCUCUACACAGCCUCGCGACUCUACUUUAUCUACGUCACCUUAGUAGCUGUCAUAGCGGAUCUGUCUCUGGUCUGCGUGUGCUAUACGGUGACUAUUAUUAGUGUCAAACGCAGCGCGCAUUCAGUCGCUCCACAUGGCCCGCAACAGAGAGAACACGAGCUUAUUAAGACUGCCCUUUUAGUAACAAGUCUGUCUGUCAUCUCGUGGAUCCCCUCUAUCAUCUGGCAGGUUCACGAGGGCAAAGUAGAUAACAACUGGGACGCAUAUGCUCUUUUUGGACGUUAUGUAAACUCUUUUGUAAACCCAGUUGUGUACAUCUUAAGAAUGAAGGAUUUCAGGCGAGCUAUAGCCAAAUGCGGGCGUAGACAUCAUCGACUUGUCGUUCCCAAAGGCACCUGUAACAGAUAA